Messenger RNA from Nothobranchius furzeri (turquoise killifish), 5222 nucleotides. RefSeq names its product junctional adhesion molecule 3b (gene jam3b). NCBI's taxonomy places the organism in Eukaryota, Metazoa, Chordata, Actinopteri, Cyprinodontiformes, Nothobranchiidae. Gene Ontology annotation, biological process: cell-cell adhesion; cell migration. Gene Ontology annotation, molecular function: protein homodimerization activity; protein heterodimerization activity; cell-cell adhesion mediator activity. The record is from RefSeq and is a predicted model, not a curated record. Gene Ontology annotation, cellular component: plasma membrane; protein complex involved in cell adhesion; cell-cell contact zone.
UGUGCGCAUGCACGGCCGCUCACACACACACACACACCGAGCGCUGCAUCGAGACCAAGAUGGCGAAAUCGCGUCUGGCUUUCCUCCUGACUCUCCUCUUAACUCACUGCUACCACAGUGUGCUAGCAGUGGUGCUAAAAACAAGUAACGAGUCACCCUGGACAGACGAGUUUGACAAGGUCGAGUUGUCGUGUUUGAUUGAGUCCAUUUCCACAACAAAUCCCAGAAUUGAAUGGAAGAAGAUCACAAGUGAAGGGCCAAGUUAUGUGUACUUUGACAAGAAGAUCUCAGGUGGCUUGGAAGGCAGAGCUGUGAUCAGAGAACCAGCCUCGUUACUGAUAACCAACGCCACUCGAUUGGAUACUGCCAAGUACCGCUGUGAGGUCACUGCCGCUGAAGAUAUGAAGUCCUUUGACGAGAUUGUGAUUGACCUGGUUGUAAGAGUCAAGCCUGUGGUGCCAAAGUGUAGCGUUCCAAAGUCGGUGCCUUUUGGGAAGUCGGCGGAGCUGAGCUGCGUGGAAGACGAGGGCUUUCCUAAGUCUCAGUACCAGUGGUUCAAGAACAGGGAGGAGAUUCCAGAUGACCCAAAGACCAGCGUCAAGUUCUUCAACUCCUCGUACACACUCAACGCAGACACAGGAACUCUGAAAUUCAUCUCAGUGAGGAAGGAGGACGCGGGCGAGUACUACUGCCGAGCCAAGAAUGAUGCCGGGCAUGCGGAGUGUGCUUCCCAGAAGAUGGAAGUCUAUGACAUUGAUAUUGUGGGGAUCAUACUGGGAGUGCUGGUGGUGGUUAUAGUGCUCUUAUGUAUAACAGUUGGGAUCUGCUGUGCUUACAAACAAGGAUACUUCUCCAGCGACAAACAGGCGAGCAACAACUACAAAAUCCCAGCUAAAGGAGAUGGAGUGGACUACGUCAGGACAGAGGACGAGGGGGAUUUUCGACAUAAAUCGUCAUUUGUGAUCUGAGCCAGGAGAAGACGGCGAGGGCUGCUGUGCUGGGCUGAGUGGCUCUCCCUCCGUGCUGUCGGACCUUGAAGCUGCCACCGUCCUGCUCAGAGCUCACGGCGCGACUCAGAUACAACACCUCCAAUUUGCCAAAGGUGACGGGAGCCUGCAGGACAACAAAUAUGUACAAAUAUAGAAGCCGAGGGACUGACUCUAAUUGGACUUUACCGUGUUCAUCUGAGUUUUUAUUUGUUAAUUUAUAGUUCCGUUAUUGCAUGGAUCUAACACUAGCUGAGGGGGCUGCAGGAGACCUGUUCAGUCUGGCCUGUUAACUUUCUACUGUAAACAUUUUGCUUCAGAGCUUUUGUCAUUUGUAUAACAUUUCUUUUCUACUGUUGAAAUUUGUCACACUAUUUUUGAUGGAAUAUAUUUUAAAAGCCUAUAGAUGAAGGUUUACUUUUAUAAAUAACUGUAAAAUACUAACGUUUUUAUUUUGUCGCAGUGGUAGAUGAAGGUUUGUAACACUGUAACCACUUUGCUUUGAACUGUGAGUGUUCACCCCUUCCCAGACGGAUAAGGAAAUGACACGUUGUUGCAUAUCCAGAUGAGCGUCUUGAUCUGCCGGGGGGGGGGUCGUCCCGCUCCAGUUGUUGAUGUUUGUAGAUAGUCCUAGUGAGCUCUGGAGUGUGCCACCUAAACGCUGUGAAACACUGUAACACAAUCAGUGCAAGGUUCUCUUGGUUUAAAGUGUCCUUCAGUACUUGCAGUUGACCUUGUAAAUAUUGCAGUAACUGGUUGUCACACAAACAGAAUAACUAGACUAGUGAUGUCACAGGGAUCGUUAGUUAACCCUUCACCCUCAAAGAAAGAUGAUGCAAAUCUGAAAAGUACAGAUACUUUUGAUUUUGCUGAGGAAAACCAGCCUCUGUGUUUUCACUAAUGAUCAUUCAGGCAGCCUAUGUAGCUCUGAGUUAUCUGGACUCAUUAGUCUAAGUGCUGAGUCAGCGUUAGACCUAAAUACAGAUGGCUGAAACUCCACCUCCAUCUGUAGUUUAUCUUAAUUCAUUUGGCAGACUUUCAUCCUAAGCCACUAGCAUGAGGUGAACAUGCAACCCUCUUGCUGCAGGGUAACGGGGCUACCAACUGCACCACUAUUCAGUUGUAAAGUUUUAUAGGAACCGCCAUGUUGUGUUUUUAGAACCAGCGUCAUUGAGGAUGUAGGUCUGUAAGCCCCGCCUACUCACACGGCUGAAGUCCCGCCCACUCACCAUGACUUAAUAAUGGUUUUUAAGCAUAAAAAUAACUAGUUAAAUGAUAAAUGACACACACUUAUUUAACACCAUUCAGAGGACCCCAGAGCACUUCACACUACAGUGAAUCAUUCAUCCAUUCACACACUGAUGGGGAUGAGCUACAGUGUAGCCACAGCUGCCCUGGGGCAUGCUGACAGAGGCAAGGCUGCCAAGCACUGGCUAGCUCUCCUAUUCAAAUAACUCCGCCCCCUGAGAAUUCUAACCGAGCCAAUCAGUGUUGAGCAGCAUAUGUCACACACCGCAACGCUCAGUUUCUCAUAAACAACAAAGACAGCGUCUGAAGUGGAGUUCACUGUGGUUCUUUCCUCUGUUCUAAAUAACUUGCUGUGUUUCUCAAUGCCAAGGAGCCUUGCCUUGAUGUCUUGGUCCCGCCCCGGUUGCCUAGGAGAUACGUCAUCAGGAACCGCCAAGGCGUGUUUGUUAGCCGUUUAGCUAGCUGAGCAAGGAUACACGGGAGGUGCUCUGUAGCCUGGCCUUGGUCAAAAAUUUCCCAGAAUACACCGCGGUAUUUUCUAAAGCAUGGCAGAUCAGAAGCCGGCAGCUACUUCGGGGCAAAUUUCAAGUUUAAAUGUAAGCCAACUAAGUGUAGCUAUCGGGCUGAAAUCUGAAAUGUUUUUUUAUAUCCAAAGCUGUUAUCUAUGGUUGGUUAGUUGCUUAGUAGUUGUAGCUUUGUUGGCUAGCGGGUAGUAACUCGCCUACUAAUUUAAUUUAACCAAUUCAUACACAAUUUUAAAAGUAAAAGGUUCGUUAUAUAUUCAUGUUGAAACUUAUACGUAUAAAAUAUAACGGUACCUCCCGUGUCAUGUGACAUCACGUGACCGCUGCAGAAGCCGCAGUCUGUGGUGUACGUCCGUUCCAUUUAACUGUUUUCUUUGACCAAGGAAUGAUAGUGUCCUCAUAAGCAAGGCGCCUGCCCUUGCAAGGCGAUGUCUUGUUAGGAAGAAAGUGAAAGUGGUGUUGUAAAACACCUUGGGGGGUCGUAGGACUUUAAAAGGCGUUAUAUAAAUACAAGCCAUUAACCAUCUAAACCAGAACAAUCAACAUAGGAAGGUUUCCUAUUGGAGGGGGCGGGGCCUAAAACAUACACCACCACUAGCCACUAGGGUACAUUUUGGUCCUUUUGGCUUCAAUCUUUGCGCUACUUCCUUUGUUUAGAUAUCCAUGUUGAUGGUUUAAACUAAAACCACUAAAGACAACUAAAGGCUAAACUCAGCCACAGUUUAGAGAAACACAUGUUAACAAAAGAGUUGGGGCAACACCCAAGUAUUUGUUUACAGUAGUAUUAAACCUCACUUAGCAAUUGGAGAUGGAGAAUUAGAACCUUUAGUGUCUGCCAACCUAAAUCAACAUUGAUUUAGUAAUAAUUAAAACAAUUCUGAUGUUUUUUAACACAACAAAUGUAAAAAGGGAAGGCAGCUUUCAUCUUUUAAACAGAAGGAUCUUUGUUAGCCCCUCAUUAAUUUGAGAAGCAUCCCAUCAUCAGCUGGUGCGGAUCCCCCCCCCCCCCCCCCCCCCUUUGACACGAUCUGGUCAUGAGCCAUGCAUCCAGCUGCUCCAGGGUGGAGGAACAGCUGCUCCAUAAACCCAGAGCGCUUCUCUGAUCCGUUUCUUAAACAGGAUGUUUUUUACCUGCCUGCUGCUACAGGACACACCGAUCCCCAUCAACAACAUUAACAGUACCGCUGAUGAUGGGAAGCUGCAGACUGGGAUGGUUCUUCUCUGGAACUGGAGCUGUAAGACAGAACUCCACCUGGCCUGGUGUGUGUGUGCAGCCUCAGGCACAGGGUCCAGUCAUAACCCUAACCUGGCUUUACGUGAAAGUAGUUUAAUAUCUCAGAAUCUCUCCUCUGCAAAACUGAAAGCAUCUGAUCCUUUUUCUAGUGAGACCCGGCUGAGAGUCUGGGGGGUUCGCUGACUGUAAAUAAGUAUUUUUGUGAUUAUUUUUGUUGUUCUUUCUUUUUCAAGAUGAUGUAAAGUGAGGUUUUUAAGUAGGUUAUGUGAAGUGAUUAUCAUUUGUGGGACUUUGAUCUGAACAGAGUGAACCUGUUGAAUUGGUUUUAAAUAAGGAACUCAGAGCAAACAGCCUUUGUUGUUUUGCUUUUUCAGUUUCAAAAACAAAAAUACGACCAACUAACAUCCUGUUUCAGGGAGUCCAGCAGCCCAGACGGGUCGGCUGUGCUGUGAGUCAUGGACAUGGGUUUGGUGUUGGGCACUAGCUGGGCUCCACGCUCCUCAGCAGGAAUCUUCUGUAAACAGUUCAUUCCUCUUCAGUGCCUUCUGCCCUCAGACACGUCUGGGUCUCCUCACCUCCGGCUUGGAUCACUAACUCGGUAUUUGAGAGGGUUGAUGUUCCUGCUAACUUCACCUCUUUACUUAUCUGCUCGUUUGUAAAUACUCUUUGUUUUCGUGGAUCUGAAGGUGUAAACAUCUUGAGGUAGAAUUGAAAAAAUGUUAGUGCCUAAGUAAAUAGUGAAACAUAUUUUUGAUAAUGACACAUAAAUCCAUCAGGCCAGAUGAAAAUCAGAUGCGUCUCAGAUCUGACUCUGACCUGAUGGUUUAACAGUGAGCUCCACUGCUGCUCUGCUUCCACACACACACACACACACACACACACGACUGUGUUCCAGUGUUCGCUUGUUUUUAACCAAAGUUUGUGCAGAAUGUUGGCAGCAAACAGGAAGUAGUGUAGAUGAGCUGCUGUUUCAUGCAGACCUACAUUUACCCCACGGGCGGUUGGUGAGCGGGCCGGUUAGAUAACGGGAAGCAGCGGCAGCAGUGGUUGUGUUUGAUCACAUCCGUGUGUUUGCGUUUCCUCGGCUGUCUAAUAACUGAAAUAUUCCUGACUGACAUCAUGACUCUGAGCCAAACAGAGGAUUGUCCGUCGGCUCCAGCUGAGGUUGAUUUUCUUCAUUUUAGAGCAGCUAGUUGUGAUUAAUAAAACACUUCUUAUAUCACUGGAGAA